CUAAAGGCAGUUGCGUGGAAGUGACACCUCAUAUUAUAGCAGUAUCAAUUAAGUUCUCCAUAUGCAUGAUCUCAACUAGCGCGGAAGAUAAAAAGCUCUAACAAAUAAGCCUGAAACAGUGGGUGUGAUUACAAUGAGUUUUACAGAGGAAAAAUGUCUGCCGGAUACAGAAACAGAAUUAUUUAAUUCAAACGUAUUGGAACGGUUAUCCUUAUCACAUAUCGAGGGUUUAUUAAUUAGACCUUUAAAAUCUGGCGAUUACGAUAGAGGUUUUCUUCAGCUCUUAACUCAAUUAACUGAAGUUGGAAAUGUCAGUAGGGAACAAUUUCUAAAUCACUUUCAUAUGAUGAAAAGUACUGGUAGCUAUUAUAUUAUUGUAAUAGAAGAUGUAAGUAUUGGAAAAAUAAUAGCAAGUUCAACAUUAGUUGUAGAGCAGAAAUUUAUUCACAACUGUGCUUUGAGAGGACGUUUAGAAGAUGUGGUAGUCAAUAAUAAAUAUCGUGGUAAGCACUUAGGAAAGCUGAUAGUCAAAAUUGUAUUACAAUUAGCACAUUACCUACGGUGUUAUAAAUUGUCAUUAGAUUGUAAAGAUCAUCUUAUACCAUUUUAUGAAAGUUUGGGUUUUAAGCGUGAACCUAGCAAUGCCAAUUGUCUUAAUAUGAGAUUCCCUAUUGAAAGUACUGCGGAACAAUCUCACUUAUGA
Molecule: messenger RNA, 703 nt
Organism: Habropoda laboriosa
Lineage: Eukaryota; Metazoa; Arthropoda; Insecta; Hymenoptera; Apidae
Gene: Gnpnat
Product: probable glucosamine 6-phosphate N-acetyltransferase
Exons: 5
Coding region: 134-703 (189 amino acids)
Biological process (GO): UDP-N-acetylglucosamine biosynthetic process
Cellular component (GO): endoplasmic reticulum; Golgi apparatus; endoplasmic reticulum-Golgi intermediate compartment
Molecular function (GO): glucosamine 6-phosphate N-acetyltransferase activity; monosaccharide binding
Source: RefSeq, a predicted model, not a curated record